Pestalotiopsis fici W106-1 is the source of this 2496-nucleotide messenger RNA. RefSeq lists its product as uncharacterized. Gene Ontology annotation, cellular component: RSF complex. The transcript is spliced from 3 exons. Bases 1 to 2496 code for a protein of 831 amino acids. Lineage: Eukaryota; Fungi; Ascomycota; Sordariomycetes; Amphisphaeriales; Sporocadaceae. The record is from RefSeq and is a predicted model, not a curated record. Gene Ontology annotation, biological process: regulation of DNA-templated transcription.
AUGCCGUCCACGCGAAAGCGCACUUUGCGCGACGUCGAGUCUGACGUGGUCUCUUCCACUCCCGAGACCCCCAAAGAGCCACCCAAAGAAAUUUCGCUGCUACAACGUAUCAGAAAUACAUGGCAGUUUGCCAACCUUUUUCAAUGGAUCUACCUCUUUGGCAAGGUGGUCAAGAUUGACGAGAGCAUUGACAUAGAUACAUUGGAAGCAGAAUGCUUGAAGCAUAACUCACCUGUACUCGCUGGCAUCGGCCUGGCACUACUCAAAUCCGUCUCGUCGCACCGAGGGCUUACCCCGGACCUCUUCGAUGAAUACACGCGCCGGCAAUACGUUGCGAGAAGGCCCGCGCAGAAUCCUUUUGGUACUGAUGAAACCCCGGCUAGCUUUCACGACUUUGAUGUAUUCACCAAGCUUGCAGUACUGCAACAACUGACGCAGUGGGUGAUGCUGCAUCCGGAACGUAUCCGAGACAAAAUGGACGAGCAAAAGCUUUCCGAUCAGACUGAUUGGAGAAUUGAGCCCUAUGGCUGGGAUAGCGAAGACCGAGAGUAUUAUCUGCUAGACGACGAUCGUCUAUAUCGGCGCACGGAUGCACCUCCGCCUACUCCUGCCUGGAAACCUAAGAAGAACAGCAAGAAGGCGAAGGCUGCUGCACGAGCCGCCAAACGGCGCCGUGUCUCGAGAUCUGCUGCCGCCGAUGCGGAAGACAUUGAUGACGGACCUGCUUCUGACACGGAGGAGCCACAAUCCCUUCAAGAUGAUGGAUUCGGUGGCGCCGCGUGGGAAUGCAUUGCUGUUUCUCUGGAUGACGUUAGAGCUUUUCUUGCCACGAUACGGAAGACUCGGGAUGAGAACGAAAAGAUCUUGAGGGACCGGCUGGAAGAAGGUCUUGUCCCUAUUCUUGAGAAACAAGAAGAAUCACGCAAGAGAAAGGCAUUGGCGCGAGAAAAGGAGCUGCUCAGCCUCGAGAAGAUGGCACAUGCGAAGAGGUCCAGUCGCCUGGCAGGCAAGGUGGAACGCCAGAAACAGGAGGAAGAGGACCGCAUCGAGCAAGAAAAGCGACGCAGAGAAGAAGCAGCUGCUCGUAAAGAGGAGCAGUUGCGCCUCAAGCGAGAGAAGGAGCGAGACAACAGACUCAUGUCUCGUGAGAACCGCUUGAAAGAGAGAGAGGUGCGGCGCCUCAAACACGAAGAGGAGCUUGCUCAGCUCUCCGAGGACAGCAAGAAUGUCGACUCUGAUAGCGGAAGACUCUCAGGCCGUCGGCUAGAAGCUGAGAUUGCUAGAAACAAACGAGCUCUAGAAGAACUUGAUGACGAAGAGGAGGACUGGAUCUUCGACUGUGUCUGCGGUGUCUAUGGGCAGGUGGACGAUGGCACUCACAGUAUUGCCUGUGAGAGAUGCAACGUGUGGCAGCAUAGCAAGUGUGCCGGAAUCAGUGAAGAAGAGGCAGAACGAGAAGAUUUCCACUUCAUUUGCAGUGUAUGCAAGCGAAAAGAGCUAAACCCACCAAAGCACACCGUCAUAAAGCUCAAACUUAAGGGCCCGGGCGACGCGCCAUCAUCACCACCUCAGGCCACAACGGCAACCGGAUCUGAACAGCAGCGUCCUGUCUCGCGCUCUGCUGUUGUGGUUGAGAUACCUUCGAAAUCUUUGGUGAAGCCAGAUCUCUCACCAAGCUCGAGCAGUACGAAGGCAUCUACGCAGGCCCUGAGGGGACCUGCUUCUCAGCACAGUUCGCCUCCAGCAGCUCCUCGGUUCACUAUUCCCGUCAAGCCAACAAGUCAGACUCCCAUCCUGCCACCGCCCUCGCCAUUCUACAAUCUUGACGGUUCCAACCCUUUCUCAUCGCCUCACCCUACAUUAUCACCACCGCAACAGUCGCCCAAUAAGUCUCGCGCAUAUUCGACAAUUAAUCCAUCGUCUCCGCCUGCGGCAGCAGCAAGUUCGCCAGGAACUCAUAGGAUCUUACCGCCAAAAGGCAUAUUCCAUAUUUCACCCAGUGCUAAUGGAGCCGCAUCAAAGAAGAACACGGCAGCCGCCGGUUCCUCCCAUACUAAGGUGACAUUACCUACCAUGCCAGCUACUUCGGCUUCACCUAAAAAGCCAACUACUCAGGAUGCAAACAACAAACAGGCAGGAAUGUCGCCACCUCCAAGCUCCCUGUCAAACUCGCGUCGACUAUCGAGCAGCAGCGCCACACCAUCACUGCUCUCGACACCUCAGCUCAAGCAUAGACAACCCGAGCUGGCAUCUGAUAUAAAGACGCCUACUCUUCCACCAACUCAGAAUGGCCUAUCACCCUUGAAGCGUUCACCGCCACAGGCACAACAACAACAAAGCACGGGUGGAGCUCGUUCAUCACCGGCACCGCCUAUCUUACCGCCUGUAGCAUUAUCGCCUACCCCAACCAAGCAGAUCAUGACUCCACCAGUAAAACCGGCUGAACCAAUGCGACCCAACUCGCAGGACUCAAACGGUGCUCCUGGACGGCUGUAA